Molecule: messenger RNA, 147 nt
Organism: Entrophospora sp. SA101
Lineage: Eukaryota; Fungi; Glomeromycota; Glomeromycetes; Entrophosporales; Entrophosporaceae
Source: the annotation of a GenBank genome assembly
AUGGCUAAAAGUAAAAAUCACACCAACCAUAACCAAAAUCGUAAAGCUCACCGUAAUGGUAUUAAGAAACCAAAGACAUAUCGUUAUCCUUCUUUAAAAGGAGUUGAUCCUAAAUUUAUUCGCAAUCAACGAUUUGCAAAGAAGUAG